UGUGGAGCGGUCGAAGGCUGAGUUCUUUUGGGGUUCGUUUUUUAGAAACAUUUGGCUCUGGGUGUCCCAGCGCAGUAGCCGAACCUCCUCUUGUGACUUCACUGUCGGCCCUCCGAGGCCAGAAGAAGGUAUUGAAUCCCCUGAGUCUGGUGUUCCUGAUGGAUAUGAGCUGUCCUAUUGCUGAUGGGUAACUCAGGGCAUCAGCUCACUAGGAAUCUACAGAUUAAGCCACGGGAAUUCAAUGAACACAAGACCAUAUGCUUUAGAUCCUACAACAUGACUUUUUCCUGUCUGACCAGAAUGAAAGCUUACAGGUCCCCUUGGCAAAACCUAUACAGUACUUCACAAACAACAGUUGACAGCAACGAGGUAAAAACCUUCCUGGCCCUGGCUCACAAGUGGUGGGAUGAACAAGGAAUAUUUGCACCUCUUCAUUCUAUGAAUGACCUGAGGGUGCCAUUCAUUAGAGACAAUCUUUUGAAAACAAGUGCUAGUCACCAACAAGGGAAACCUUUGUCUGGAAUGAAGAUUCUUGACGUUGGCUGUGGUGGAGGCUUAUUAACUGAACCUCUAGGGCGACUGGGGGCUUCAGUUACUGGAAUCGAUCCUGUGGCUGAAAACAUUAAGAUAGCGCAGCACCAUAAAUCCUUUGAUCCAGUCCUGGAUGAGAGGAUUGAGUACAAAGUGUGUUCCCUGGAGGAGAUCGUGAAUGACACUGCAGAAGUUUUUGAUGCUGUUGUGGCUUCUGAAGUUGUAGAACAUGUGAUCGACCUCGAACUGUUCAUACAGUGCUGCUAUCAAGUCUUAAAACCUGGUGGCUCUUUAUUCAUCACUACAAUCAACAAAACACAGCUGUCCUACGCCCUGGGCAUUGUUUUCUCAGAACAAAUCAUGGGCCUUGUUCCAAAAGGCACACACACAUGGGAGAAGUUUGUUUCACCUGAAAAGCUGGAGAGUAUUUUAGAACCAAAUGGUCUGUUGGUUCACACUGUGGCAGGGAUGAUCUAUAAUCCCUUCUCAGGCUACUGGCACUGGAGUGACAAUACCAGCCUUAACUAUGCAGCACAUGCUGUGAAAUCCAGUGCACAGGAACGCCCGGAGCCUGCUGCGGCUGCUUUACAGGGGGAUGCAGAAACACUCCAUGCUAAUGCCUCAAGUAGCCGUGUGAACAUGAAGAGUUGAAGAAAUGAGAUAGCUCUGAUAGUAAUAUGCUUAAAAGUUUAUUGUUUGCAGAUUCAGAAAGUUUAUUUUUUCAACGAGAUCCUAAAGAACAAAAGGUCAAUAAAAAUAUCUAAAUCAUUGGAGAAAAGUUUCUGUGUCACCUAAGAGAUACUUGGAGAAAUUUUCUCAGGUUUUGUCAAGUGUGCUAAAGGAGCUUAUAUUAUAGAAACAUGUGUGCUCACUUCAUUUCAUUCUACAUACUAGGCCUUUCUCACAUGUGUAUACAAAACAUAUGCUGUUAUUUAUUUUUACCUAAGGAAUCUCUGUUGUAUGUGGUAUUUCUGUAUUUUUAGUUAAAAGAUACAACUGACUAAAUAAAAGCUACUGUAAUUUA
This is a messenger RNA of Myodes glareolus (Bank vole), 1555 nucleotides long. It is a transcript of the gene Coq3, whose product is annotated as coenzyme Q3, methyltransferase. Gene Ontology annotation, biological process: ubiquinone biosynthetic process. The record is from RefSeq and is a predicted model, not a curated record. Gene Ontology annotation, cellular component: mitochondrion. Gene Ontology annotation, molecular function: 3-demethylubiquinol 3-O-methyltransferase activity; polyprenyldihydroxybenzoate methyltransferase activity. Lineage: Eukaryota; Metazoa; Chordata; Mammalia; Rodentia; Cricetidae.